This is a messenger RNA of Miniopterus natalensis, 1906 nucleotides long. It is a transcript of the gene HACL1, whose product is annotated as 2-hydroxyacyl-CoA lyase 1. Gene Ontology annotation, cellular component: peroxisome. Gene Ontology annotation, molecular function: magnesium ion binding; catalytic activity; thiamine pyrophosphate binding. Lineage: Eukaryota; Metazoa; Chordata; Mammalia; Chiroptera; Miniopteridae. The record is from RefSeq and is a predicted model, not a curated record. Gene Ontology annotation, biological process: fatty acid alpha-oxidation.
GCUUCUGGGCGGGAGAUGUCGGGGAGUCACUUCGCAGAGCGCGGCGACGAAAGCGAGGAGCAGGUGUCCGGGGCGACAGUCAUCGCGCAGGCUCUGAAAGCGCAAGAUGUGAAGUACAUGUUUGGCAUCGUGGGCAUCCCAGUGACCGAAAUCGCCAUUGCCGCCCAGCAACUGGGCAUCAGAUACGUGGGGAUGAGGAACGAGCAAGCGGCUUGUUAUGCUGCCUCUGCGGUUGGAUAUCUGACAGGCAGGCCGGGAGUAUGCCUUGUUGUUUCUGGCCCAGGUCUCCUGCACGCCUUGGGUGGUAUGGCAAAUGCAAACAUGAACUGUUGGCCCUUGAUUGUGAUUGGUGGUUCCUCUGAAAGAAGUCAGGAAACAAUGGGAGCCUUCCAGGAGUUUCCUCAGGUUGAAGCUUGUAGGUUAUAUAGCAAGUUCUCUGUCCGGCCAAGCAGCGUAGAAGCUAUUCCAUCUGUUAUCGAAAAGGCUGUGAGAAGCAGUAUUUAUGGUCGUCCAGGUGCUUGCUAUGUUGACAUACCUGCAGAUUUUGUGAACCUGCAAGUGAAUGUGAAUUCUAUAAAGUACGUGGAGUGCUGCUUGCCACCUCCAGUUAGUAUGGCAGAAAUUUCUGCCAUACAGAAGGCAGCAUCUGUCAUCAGAAAUGCCAAACAGCCCCUUCUUAUCAUCGGGAAAGGUGCUGCUUAUGCCCAUGCAGAGGAGGGACUCAGGAAAUUGGUGGAGCAAUGUAAAUUGCCAUUUUUGCCCACCCCCAUGGGCAAGGGUGUGAUCCCUGACAAUCAUCCAAAUUGUGUAGCUGCUGCCCGAUCCAGUAGGGCUUUGCAACUUGCUGAUGUGAUCGUGUUAUUUGGUGCCAGAUUAAAUUGGAUAUUGCAUUUUGGACUGCCUCCAAGAUAUCAGCCAGGUGUGAAGUUUAUCCAGGUUGACAUCUGUGCAGAAGAAUUAGGCAAUAAUGUAAGACCUGCUGUGACUUUGCUAGGAGAUAUAAAUGCUGUCACUAAACAGCUUUUAGAACAAUUUGACCAAACACCGUGGCAGUAUCCUCCAGAGAGUCGCUGGUGGCAGACUCUGAGAGAAAAAAUGAAGAGCAAUGAAGCUGCAUCCAAGGAAUUAGCUUCCAAAAAAUCCCUGCCUAUGAAUUAUUACACAGUAUUCUACCAUGUUCAAGAACAACUACCCAGAGACUGUAUUAUAGUAAGUGAAGGAGCAAAUACUAUGGAUAUUGGGCGCACUGUGCUUCAAAACUUCCUUCCUCGUCACAGGCUUGAUGCUGGCACUUUUGGAACAAUGGGAGUCGGUUUGGGAUUUGCCAUUGCAGCUGCUGUAGUGGCUAAAGAUAGAAACCCAGGACAGCGGGUCAUCUGUGUGGAAGGAGACAGUGCCUUUGGGUUUUCUGGCCUGGAAGUAGAAACCAUCUGCAGGUACAACUUGCCAAUUGUACUUUUGGUGGUAAAUAACAAUGGAAUUUACCAGGGUGUUGAUACAGAUUCUUGGAAGGAAAUGUUAAAAUUUGGAGAUGCUACUGCUGUGGCCCCUCCAGUUUGUCUUCUGCCAAAUGCACGUUACGAACAGGUCAUGACUGCCUUUGGAGGCAAAGGGUAUUUUGUACAAACACAAGAAGAACUCAAAGGAUCCCUGAGGCAAAGCUUGGCGGAUACAACCAAACCUUCUCUCAUCAACAUCAUGAUUGAGCCACAAGCUGAGCGGAAAGCCCAGGAUUUUCACUGGCUGACCCGCUCUAAUAUGUAAAUAAAGAUGUCAUAAGUGGUCUUCAGGAGUUUUUUCUUUCCUAUACUGCAUUUUAAGACCUUCCACCAGCAAAAAGAUUACGACUUGUUGAAGGUUCAGAUGAUGGUUAGUAUUUUUAGCAAUAAAAGUAUUUUUAAAUUGA